AUGCGCGACCUGCAUGCCGACAAUAUCUCGCGACUUGUACGCAUUCCAGGGAUUGUCAUUAGCACGUCUGUGCCGUCGUCGCGCGUGACUCGACUGCAUCUCAUGUGUCGCGAUUGCCGCGCUGUCAAAACGCUGAAUGUAUCGUCCGGAUUUGGUGGAUUCGUUCUUCCACGUCAGUGCGAUGCGCCAAAAGUGGACCCGAGUCUUCGAUGCAGUGUGGAUCCGUUUGUGAUCCUGCACGAGCGCUGCUCGUUUGUCGAUGCACAGACGCUCAAGCUGCAAGAGGCGCCUGAUAUGGUCCCUGUCGGUGAGCUUCCGCGGCACAUGCUCUUGUCGGUGGACCGCGCAUUGUGCGGCAAGGUUGUGCCAGGUGCCAAUAUCAUAGCGACGGGCAUCUUUUCGACGUUUGCCAGCAGUCGCGGUGGGUCGACACCGAAUGCUGUGGCUCUGCGCACGCCAUACCUUCGUGUGGCCGGCCUGGAAAUCGAUACAGGUGGUGUUGGCGGGCGUGGGACGCCGCGUGUGUUUACUGCCGAAGAAGAGGAAGAGUUUGGGCGCAUGGCUAAGACACCUGACUUGUACGAGAAGUUUGCCGCGAGUAUUGCGCCGAGCAUCUUUGGUAGCACCGACAUCAAGAAGGCUAUCACAUGUUUGCUAUUCGGCGGCUCGAAGCGUGUGCUGCCGGAUGGGAUGCGUCUGCGUGGCGAUAUUAACGUGCUUCUUCUUGGCGAUCCUGGUACCGCCAAGAGUCAACUGCUGAAGUUUGCUGAGAAGGUCGCACCUGUUGCCGUAUACACGAGCGGGAAAGGCAGCAGUGCAGCAGGUCUGACUGCGUCGGUGCAGCGCGAUGCCAACUCGCGCGAGUUUUACCUAGAAGGUGGUGCUAUGGUGCUGGCCGACAGUGGAGUCGUCUGUAUUGAUGAGUUUGACAAGAUGCGCGACGAGGACCGCGUUGCAAUCCAUGAGGCAAUGGAGCAGCAGACGAUCUCUAUUGCAAAGGCUGGCAUAACGACCGUGCUCAACUGCCGAACGUCUGUGCUGGCGGCUGCGAAUCCCGUGUGGGGCCGUUAUGACGAUCUCAAGUCGCCCGGCGAGAACAUUGACUUCCAGACCACGAUUCUCAGCAGGUUUGACAUGAUCUUUAUCGUGAAGGACGAGCACAACGAGUCGCGCGAUCGCACGAUUGCCAAGCAUGUGCUAGGCAUCCACAUGCAUGGUGCGUCGGAGCAAGCGGAUGCUGAGGGAGAAUUUGACCUCCAGCGGAUGAAGCGGUACAUUGCGUUUUGCCGCGCACGUUGUGCUCCUGUGCUUACGGCACAAGCUGCCGAAAAGCUGUCGAGUCAUUUCGUUGCGAUCCGCAAGCAAGUGGCUCAGAUGGAGCGCGAUCAUGACGAGCGCUCGGCCAUUGCAAUUACCGUGCGUCAGCUUGAAGCGAUCAUCCGCAUGAGCGAGAGCAUCGCCAAAGUCACACUGAGUCCGUAUGCAACAGAGGAGCACGUCGACGAGGCGAUCCGGCUCUUCCGUUUCAGUACAUUGAAUGCUGUGGAGAGUGGCAAUGUGGAAGGCAUGACGCGCGGCGAGCUACAAGAAGAAGUGCAGAAGCUUGAGCGCGAGAUCCGCCGACGCAUCCCGAUCGGCUGGACCUCUUCGCAUGCUGCUUUGCGAAAAGAGUUUGUCGAUGCACAAGGCUACUCACUGCAUGCACUGGAACGUGCUCUCUACAUUCUCGAGAAACGCGACGUACUGCGCUUUUCCAACCAACGCAAAACAUUGACUCGCACAGGUGUGUAG
Malassezia globosa CBS 7966 is the source of this 1791-nucleotide messenger RNA. RefSeq lists its product as uncharacterized. Gene Ontology annotation, cellular component: nucleus; MCM complex. Bases 1 to 1791 code for a protein of 596 amino acids. The transcript has a single exon. Lineage: Eukaryota; Fungi; Basidiomycota; Malasseziomycetes; Malasseziales; Malasseziaceae. Gene Ontology annotation, molecular function: 3'-5' DNA helicase activity; DNA replication origin binding; single-stranded DNA binding. Gene Ontology annotation, biological process: DNA replication initiation; DNA replication; double-strand break repair via break-induced replication. The record is from RefSeq and is a predicted model, not a curated record.